Peronospora matthiolae is the source of this 270-nucleotide messenger RNA. Lineage: Eukaryota; Oomycota; Peronosporomycetes; Peronosporales; Peronosporaceae. The record is from the annotation of a GenBank genome assembly.
AUGGAAAAGUUGACCCGCUCGAUCGGCAGACUUUUAGCCGCCUCAUUUCCGGGGACGACUGAAGGUCUCCAGCCUCCUCUCGACGGGAGCGACGAUGGAGAUGGAAGAGGCAGUCAAGGCGGGCAGUGGGACGGCAGAUGCAGCGGACACGAGGGACGGUCUCUGGGCGUAGGCGAGGAAAGCGGUGAUGGCAACGAUGUCGAGGAUGAUCAGUUUCAUGGCUGGCAAGAGGAGAAGAGAAGCAGAUGGCGAGGAGAGGUAGGCUGCUGA